GCUCUGGAGAGAAACUGGAGAACUCAUUUACCGAUCCUGCGUGUCACUGAGCACGGUCACGUGGCCUCAGAAGCCAAUAAGGCACCAAAAUGGGUCCAUCCCGCCUGAGCCUGGCCCCCGUGGGGAGGAGAUUGGCCGGUGUCCUGCCCAGGGCGGCGUGUGCGCAGCCAGAGGUCCAACACCUUCCCAGCCGACACGGGCCCCAUAAAUCCCCCAGCACACUCUGAAGAAGGCAUCAGUGCCCACCACCCUACAGCGGCUCCUUGAGUCACGGCUCCUGGUCGGCAACGUGAGCCAGCGUCCUGCCACGCCGCCCCUACGUGCAGCCACCUCGCAGUGACAGGGCCGCUGGAGGGGAUGGACUAUUCCUAUGAUGAGGACCUGGACGAGCUCUGUCCGGUCUGCGGGGACAAGGUCUCCGGGUACCACUACGGGCUGCUCACCUGCGAGAGCUGCAAGGGCUUUUUCAAGCGGACGGUGCAGAACAACAAGCACUACACCUGCACCGAGAGCCAGAACUGCAAGAUCGACAAGACUCAGCGCAAACGCUGCCCUUAUUGUCGCUUCCAGAAGUGCCUGACCGUGGGGAUGCGCCUGGAAGCUGUUCGUGCAGAUCGGAUGCGCGGAGGAAGGAACAAAUUUGGACCCAUGUACAAGCGGGACCGUGCCUUAAAGCAGCAGAAGAAAGCUCUGAUCCGUGCCAAUGGCUUCAAGCUUGAGACCAUGCCUCAGAUUGUGUCCCCAGUGCAGAACGACUACAGCCUGUCCUCCACCAUCCACAGCAUCCAUGCCAUGUCCAAGACCUUGCCACCCAACCCUGCUGCCCUGACACCCAUCGACUAUGAGCGCAGCCCCUACGGGACACCCUCCCUGGGAAUGACUGUGCCCAGCCAUGCCCCUCUCACUGGCUACCACUACUCCUCCUUCCCCAACCGCACCAUUAAGUCUGAGUACCCAGACCACUACACAAACGCGCAUGAAUCCAUGCCCGCCUAUGUGUACCCAGAGACCUACCCCAGCAGCUCCCCUCCUGACAUCCCCGAGGUCAUCCUGAAGCUGCUGCAGCUGGAGCCUGACGAGGCACAGGUAAAGGCACGGAUACUGGCCUGCCUGCAGCAAGAGCAAGGCAAAGGCCGGCACGACAAGCUCAGCACCUUUGGCCUCAUGUGCAAGAUGGCUGACCAGACCCUCUUCUCCAUCGUGGAGUGGGCACGGAGCUGCAUCUUCUUCAAGGAGUUGGAGGUGGGUGACCAAAUGAAGCUGCUUCAAAACUGCUGGAGUGAGCUGCUGGUAUUUGACCACAUCUACCGGCAGCUGCAGCAUGGCAAAGAGCACAGCGUGCUGCUUGUCACCGGACAGGAGGUGGACGUGUCGACCAUUGCAUCCCAGGCUGGUUCCAUCCUGAACACGCUGGUGCUGCGGGCACAGGAGCUGGUCCUGCACUUGCACUCGCUCCAGGUGGACCGGCAGGAGUUCGUCUGCCUUAAGUUCCUCAUCCUUUUCAGCCUUGAUGUGAAGUACCUGGAGAACCACAUGCUGGCUAAGGAUGCUCAGGAGAAGGCCAACGCAGCGCUGCUGGAGUACACAGUCUGCCACUACCCACACUCCACGGACAAGUUCCGGCAGCUGCUGCUGCGGCUGACUGAGGUCCGGGCACUGAGCAUGCAGGCAGAGGAGUACCUCUACCACAAGCACCUGAGUGGGGAGGUGCCCUGCAACAACCUCCUCAUCGAGAUGUUGCAUGCCAAGCGGACUUGAGUGUGGCUGCCAGCAUGGACCCAGCAGAGCCCCGAUGCUGCCAGCAGUGCAGCAAGGGCAGGACACAUGCCCAGGGCUGGCGAGCUGGUGCUGCCUCUCCACCCCACCUUUCUCAGUGAUGCUAUUUAACCUGUACUAUUGGAAAAGUCCCAGGUGAUUUAUUUUAAUGCACAGCAAGGAUGGUGGACAGCUGCAGGGCCAUGGGCUCAGCUGCCCCCUGGCUCCUCUGCACAUGUAGUGCCCAACCUGUCACCUGCCCAACCCAGAUCUGCAGUGCGAAGGAAGAGAAAAGCCUGUCCUGGCUUUUCUCCUAUUUAUGCUCCUCUGCCCCUACCAGCUGUUUCUUUGCUGCUGCCAUUUCUCCUCAGCCCUGCCCCAUGUCUCAGGGCCCCUCGUGCACAGGGCAGGGGAAAGGGGAGGUGAAACCCCUGGGUUGUGGUUUUGCAGUGGUUGAGGUGUCCCCAAGCACUGGCAUGGAGACAGAGGAUUCUGCAGGAGUCCUACAGAACUCCAGGACUGCGGCUGGGGAGAUCAGCCCCACGCAGCCAUUCUGAAACACCAAAGGGGCAGGACAGCUUCCCUCUCCCGGCUGCCAGCUGUGCUGCUGCUCAUGCUCCGACCAAGUGAGGGCAGGCAGGGACAGGCAAUGCUGAGCCUUUGGCUGAGAUUUAUUUUCUCAGUGUGUGUUGGUGCUGGAGACAGCAGAGCCCACAAAUAUCCAUGGUCAGUACAUCUCUGAGAUGUUAAAGCUUUGCUGCAGAGGCUCUAAGAGAUUCCACACCAGGAGCUGUUCUCAAAACACUUUAGGAUGUAGUCCUGGUGCUGAGCCUUUAGCACCAGCACAACAUACUCUGAGGCUGGAAAUCUUUACAGAUCAUAGUGCCAAGGUGAAAUUGGCACUGUGAGCCAAGCUGGUUCCUGAAAUGUAAGGAUAAGGUGGCUAUAGGGCAGUGUCCUUGGGUAGCACAGGUUCUGCCUUGCUCCAGCUGUCAGCCAUACCCAGACAGUGCCUGACAAACAGCCAUGGGCUGGGAACAGACCCUGUCACCCUCCUGUCCACAAGUGAAGGUGGCAGAGUGGUUGGGCAGAAAGGAGUUGUAGGGUCCAGCACAUCCAGUCUGAAAACAGCCCUGAGCUGCUUCUGUGCCAUUACAUGCCCAGGGACUUGUUGAAGUUAGGGGGCUUUGCAGCCCCCUCCUGCUCUUUGUGCCAGGCUGGGUUGAGUCCCCAGAUCUCCCAUUGUACUCUACUGUGUCCCCGCAGGACAGCAAGUGCUGCCAAAGCCACAGGUGAAGAGCCAUCAGUUCUUUUCCCAUCGUGGGACAGGGUCUCACAGACAAAACUGGGCAUCUCUGGGGGGCUGCUGUCCCCCAAAGAUGGGAUGUGCUGAACUCUGGAUGCUUUCUCUUGGUCUCAGCCAUGCUCUUCUCUCCUCCCACCCUGCUAAUGGGCAGCCCAGCAUGGCUCCUCACCACAGCCAGGCCCCGCACCUCACUUGGGCUCCUUGAAUGUGGCUGGGGCUGGUUUAGGUUUGAUCUCCAUGGUGGGUGUUUGCUUUUCAUUUCAAGGGGGCUGUCAUCCACCAUGGCUGUGCUCAGAGCUGGUGCCUUGAGGAGCUGCAAAUGCUGCCCCUGGAGCCAUGUGGUUUGUGGAAGCUUGUUAGAUGCAGAAGAGCAUGUUUGUCUCUGCUUUUCAACAUUUGUGCAUUUUCCUCCUGAAAUCUGUGGUUCAGCUUCACCUUCUUUUUGUGAACUUAAAGAACUGGAGAAAGUGGUUUGGGAGGUAAAAGAUGGUUUAUUUUCAGAAAAUGAAAAGUGUCCUUAAGUGUCUCUCCCUUUCUCUGUCUCCUACAUCCUUUUCUCUCUCUCAUCCCUUCUCUUCCACUACCCACCCUUCUUACCCUGGCAGGAGGUUACCAAUUUCCUUGUCAGGAGCAAACCACUGUAAUAAAUUUUGCAGUUCAUUAAAAAAAGGCAGACUUUA
Pogoniulus pusillus (Red-fronted tinkerbird) is the source of this 3741-nucleotide messenger RNA. RefSeq names its product nuclear receptor subfamily 5 group A member 1 (gene NR5A1). Gene Ontology annotation, cellular component: RNA polymerase II transcription regulator complex. Gene Ontology annotation, molecular function: RNA polymerase II cis-regulatory region sequence-specific DNA binding; zinc ion binding; nuclear receptor activity. The coding region runs from base 358 to 1758 and encodes 466 amino acids. The record is from RefSeq and is a predicted model, not a curated record. The transcript has 8 exons. Lineage: Eukaryota; Metazoa; Chordata; Aves; Piciformes; Lybiidae. Gene Ontology annotation, biological process: regulation of transcription by RNA polymerase II; tissue development; hormone-mediated signaling pathway.